AUGUUGCGACAGGAACCAGGCGCCACACAGCUUGGCCUUGCUGAUCGCGGCCUGCUAUCCUUAGUCGACGAACUUCUCCUCAACAUCAUCGAUCAAAUUGACAGCCACAAAACGCUAUGCAAUCUCGCUGCGACAUGCAUACGCUUCCAGGGGCUCGUGGAGCCUUAUGUCUGGCGCAACCUGCUGGUUCUCAGGGGAGCCCAUGCGCGCAGCAUCGCCGUAGCACUCGAUAGCCGAGAAGAACGGGUGGACUACAUUAAAGAGCUAUCGAUCCGAUACAAGGAUGACUACAAGGACGGCAUAGCAGAACUAAACCAUUUCAUGGGUUUGAUGGGAAAGCUGCGCCAUCUAACGCUCGAAAGCCCAUGCCCAAACAACUCGGAAUGGAGAUCAGGAGUCUACUUUGACGGGUGGUCGACGAUUGAUUACACGAAUUUGCUCACGAGCGCCGUGUAUCCACGGCAAGGACUACCACUUGCUUUGCCUUGCUUGCAAUCCCUCACGCUACAUAGUCACGGAGCAGGAGAUAGGAAGUUUUCUCUAGGCCGCGCCGUAGCAAUGUUCCGGCACCCUACCCUUCGAAAAAUUACGCUAUCAUGUCUGAAUUUCGAUGGCAACAUGAGCCUAGAUGACAUACCUGAAGACGACCGCAAAUCUACGCCGCUACAGUCCCUGACUUUGGUUGAAUGUAACGUCCAUGUGCCCUUUUUGGCAGUUGUCCUCAGCUUGCCCAAGGCCCUGAAAGAGCUGUCGAUUGGCGAGCGACUACACACAUUCCCGGAGUGCGAGCCCUCUAUGAAUCCGUCCACGCGCACAUCUUCAAAACAGUUCCUGGUCGCAUUGCAGCAACAAGCGCAUUCACUGCAACGAUUGACACAUAUCGGUGGCCAUAUCGGCUACCAGACCCCUCGCGAGAUAGACCCAGAAGGCUCUACAAGGCUGCAGUCCCUUACCCGUCUCGAACAUCUUGAGCUCGGCUUGGAAUCGAGUUUGUAUUAUUACCUACGGCAAAACGGAUUCCCUCCCGCACUAAAGACGCUCAAGAUGCUGGACACAGCCAUAUCGCUCAAUGCAAGUCAUGACUUGCGCUCGCUAUUAGAAAUCGUCUUCCGAUCUCUCACUUCUCUCGUGACCGAGCAUCUCCCUGCAUACCUACCAAAAGAUUUCACACUUCACAUGAAUUUUGCCGAUCACCCUUUCUUCAGCCAGCUCUUUUUCAUGGAAGAGGUCGAAGAACAAAACCACAUUAUCGCUACAUAUUUUCUCAACCGCCCUACCGUAUACAAGAUCGCCACGAUACUAAAAAGCUCCAACUCGCGCUUCUGCAUUUCUCGUGAGAAAUUCUCCUCGGGCAUGUCGUACAUUCCACCAUAUAUGCACGGCGAAGAGUUACCAGUGGAGGAAAUGAUGUAUGAUUCAGACGACUAUUGGCGAUUCAACGGCUAUGACUAUCAGACCAUGGAUGAUGAGCAGUUGAGGGGCGACUUCAGGGAACAGAACAGAUUGUUUCUCUGCAUCAAUUGCCGGGAGCAUGGACUCGGCGUGGAUCAAUGUCUGCAUCUGGGUGAUGGGAGUGCUUGCUUGCCUUGUCGGAUAGUGCAUGCGAGGGCUUGUGUCUACGAAAGAAUAGCAAAUGAGGACACAGUUUCUCCUGUUGAUCUCGAGGCCGACUAG
Messenger RNA from Cucurbitaria berberidis CBS 394.84, 1674 nucleotides. RefSeq lists its product as uncharacterized. The record is from RefSeq and is a predicted model, not a curated record. The coding region runs from base 1 to 1674 and encodes 557 amino acids. Lineage: Eukaryota; Fungi; Ascomycota; Dothideomycetes; Pleosporales; Cucurbitariaceae. The transcript has 2 exons.